UUGCCAGACCGGCGGUUCUGAGGAUGCUGUGGCAGGGUCUUUGAGUUCUUCCACGAAAUCCUCUUGUGGGGUGAUGAACCUUGGAGGGUGACAGAGAAAGCGGCUUUGAGGACUUUAGGAUGCAGGACCAGCGACCCUAACGAGGUGUUGGCGGAACCGCAGGUUGUCCUUCCUCGGUUAACUUACAGAGUUCUGCACAGGAGAAUCAGAACCAAAUAAUACCUGUUGACUGAUGAGUCUGUUCUUCUCAGCUACACCUCCAGAAUGUGCUUCUGAGAAAAAUUAAAAAUGGCUCUAUUUCUGGGAUAACUGUUGGAAUGUAGAUCUGCUGUUUGCUCACCUGUUCUCACCUGACCUCAUGUUUUACACCCGUUGUUUGGGAAAUGGCUGAGAUGCCUGGAGUGAACACAAACAAUCUUUUGGAGUACAUUUCUGCGACUAAGUUGGUGUCCUUUGAGGAUGUGGCUGUGAACUUUACCUGGGAGGAGUGGCAAGACCUGAAUGAGGCUCAGAGGACCCUGUACAGGGAGGUAAUGCUGGAGACCUACAGCAGCCUGGUGUCCCUGGGGCAAUGCAUCACCAAACCCAAGCUGAUCUUCAAGCUGGAGCAAGGAGCAGAGACAUGCAUGGAAGACUGCCAAAAUCAGAGCCCUUUAGAUGUCCAGAAGGUUGAUGUAAUUGAGACCAGUGAGGAAAGACAAGACAGACAUUUGCGGCAAGGUGGAAUCACUAGGAAUGACAUGUUAACUAAGGAAAGAGUCACAAUAGGACAUGCCUUUUGUUUCAGUUCCAACCAUAUUUCAAAUUUGAUUGUAAAGAAUACAAGCUCUUUAGGAGUGAAGUUUGAGAAUUUGAAUGUAUGUCAGAACACGCAUCUCCAUAGUAGGCCUGAGAGGAUGUAUGCUAGUGAGAGACCCUAUCAGUGUAAUCAGUAUAGAAAAUACUUUGUCCAGAAGUCCCACCUCACCAAGAAUGAGGUGACUCACACUGGGAAGAAGCCCUAUAAGUGCAAUCAAUGUGGAAAAACCUUUGGCUGGAAAUCAAGACUCACCCAACAUAAGAGAAUUCACACUGGAGAGAAGCCAUAUAUGUGUUGUCAGUGUGGUAAAACCUUUCGCCGGAAGUCAUACCUGACCAUGCAUGAGAUGAUUCACACUGAGAAGCCCUAUCAGUGUAAUCAGUGUGGUAAAAUCUUUGGCUGGAAGUCACUCCUCAACUAUCAUGAGAUGAUUCACAAUGAGGAGAAGCCCCAUAAGUGUAGUCAGUGUCAUAAAAGCUUUGUCUGGAAAUCACAACUCACUAUGCACAAGAUGAUUCACACUGGGGAGAAACCCUAUCAGUGUAGUCAGUGUGGAAAAUCCUUUCACUUUAAGUCAACCCUCAAUAGACAUGAGAUAAUUCACACAGGGGAGAAGCCCUAUCAGUGUAAUCAGUGUGGAAAAACCUUUGGCCAGAAGUCGCAACUUGCUGACCAUGCAAUAAUGCACACUGGGGAGAAGCCCUAUCAUUGUAAUCAAUGUGGAAAAUCCUUUGGCUGGAAGUCAGAGCUCACCAAGCAUGAGAGAAUUCACACUGGGGAGAAGCCCUAUAAGUGUAAUAUAUGUGGAAAAACCUUUGGCUGGAAGUCACAACUCACCUAUCAUGAAAUAAUUCACACUGGGAACAAGCCCUAUCAGUGUAAUCAUUGUGGAAAAAUUUUUUGCUGGAAGUCACACCUCACCCAGCAUGAGAGAAUUCACACUGGAGACAAGCCCUAUCAGUGUAGUCAGUGUGCAAAAUCUUAUCGCCAGAAGUCAAGCCUCACUAUACAUGAAAUAAUUCACACUGGGGAAAAGCACUAUCAGUGUAAACAGUGUGGAAAAAACUUUGGCCGGAAAUCACACCUCACUAAGCAUGAAAGAAUUCAUACUGGGGAGAAGCCCUAUAAGUGUAAUCAGUGUGGAAAAACCUUUGGCCGGAAGUCAAACCUCAGCAGGCAUCAGACCACUCACAAGAGAGGAAAACCCUGUAAGUGUAAUCAGUAUGGGAAAUUCUUUGUCCAGCAGUCACAACUCACCAAGCAUGAGAGAAUUCACACUGAGGAGAAGCCCUAUCAGUGUUGUCAGUGUGGAAAAUCCUUUAACCAGAAUACAACCUUCAAUAAACAUGAGAUAAUUCACAUUGGAAAGCCCUAUCAUUGUAAUCAGUGUGGAAAAACCUUUGGCUGGAAGUCAUACCUCACCAUGCAUGAGAUAAUUCACACUGGGGAGAAGCCCUAUCAGUGUAAUCAAUGUGGAAAAACCUUUGGUUGGAAGUCACACCUCACUAUUCAUGAGGUAAUUCACACUGGGGAGAAGUCCUACAAAUGUAACAAAUGUGGAAAAACUUUUUGCCAGAAGUCACAACUCAUGCAGCAUGAGAGGAAGCACUAUCAGUGUAAUCAAUGUCAAAAAGCCUUUGGUUUGAAGUCACACCUAAGCAAACAUGAGAGAAUUCAUACUGGGGAGAAGCCCUAUUAGUGUAAUCAAUGUGAAAAAACCUUUGGCUGGAUGCCACACCUAAACAGGCAUCAGACGACUCAUAAGAGGAUACUUUUGAAGGUAGAGGAGCUUUCUCAGACAUGA
Castor canadensis (American beaver) is the source of this 2603-nucleotide messenger RNA. RefSeq lists its product as uncharacterized. The record is from RefSeq and is a predicted model, not a curated record. NCBI's taxonomy places the organism in Eukaryota, Metazoa, Chordata, Mammalia, Rodentia, Castoridae. Gene Ontology annotation, molecular function: DNA-binding transcription factor activity, RNA polymerase II-specific; RNA polymerase II cis-regulatory region sequence-specific DNA binding. Gene Ontology annotation, biological process: regulation of transcription by RNA polymerase II.